Notothenia coriiceps (black rockcod) is the source of this 637-nucleotide messenger RNA. RefSeq names its product 3'(2'), 5'-bisphosphate nucleotidase 2 (gene bpnt2). The coding region runs from base 227 to 478 and encodes 83 amino acids. The transcript is spliced from 4 exons. Lineage: Eukaryota; Metazoa; Chordata; Actinopteri; Perciformes; Nototheniidae. Gene Ontology annotation, molecular function: 3'-nucleotidase activity. Gene Ontology annotation, biological process: phosphatidylinositol phosphate biosynthetic process. The record is from RefSeq and is a predicted model, not a curated record. Gene Ontology annotation, cellular component: endomembrane system.
UACACGUGCCCAUUCCACCGGCUUCACUGCAUGGGCGUUUGUUAGGUCAGGGGGUCAAAAUAUGAGAGCCCUCCUGCCUACAGUGUCAAGGCACCCCCAAGGCCAUUGUCUCCCGUUCCCACUCCGGGGAAAAGUGAAGAGUUUUGUUCACGAUGCUUUUGGAAAACUCCACAACAAUCAUUAGAAAGCAGGAGGCUCAGGAUAUAAGGUCCUGUCACUUUUAGAGAUGCCUUCAAGUGAAACCAUUCCCAUGGACCAGGCAGACGUUUACAUCCACGUCACCUUUAUUAAGAAAUGGGACAUCUGCGCCGGUGCAGCACUACUGAGCGCUCUGGGAGGCCACAUGACCACGCUAAAGGGAGAGGACAUCGACUACAGCGGCACAGCGCUCAACAAAGGAGGCCUGGUGGCCAGUGUGGGUGUGGACCAUAAGGCCUUAGUGAAGAAACUUCCAGAGUGGGACCCUGAGAAGCACUGAGACACACACACACACACACACACACACACACACACACACACACACACACACACACACACACACACACACACACACCGUGUGAUGGGAAUUACGGCUCUUUGAAGGGAGCUGGAUCUUAUGGCUUCGUUCCUUUCCGAGAGCCUUUCGAAAGAGCGGUUC